UGCGUGGUUUACAUCCGCAUUUGGCUCACGUUCGGUAGAGCCAGCAACAAACGUCUUACGCCUUAAAUAGGAUAGUCACGAUGUUUAAUAAUCUCAGAUAUGUUUUUAAUCUAAAUUGCUAACACCUCCGCGAUGAGUAGCCUUUGUAAAGAACUCGUUACGCUCCAGUUGGGACACUAUUCCAACUUUGUAGGCACACAUUGGUGGAAUCUGCAGGAUGCCUCCCUGUCUGAGGAGCUGGGCGAGAUCAACAGCGAUGUCGCGUUCCGUGAGGGCCGGACGAUUGAUGGGCAGGUCACCUACACACCCAGGCUCAUUGCCAUGGACCUCAAAGGAAGUCUUCAGACUCUGCGACAAGAGGGCUGUCUGUACAGCACAAACAAAGAAAGCUCCCCCAUUUCCUGGGAGGGGCCUGUCACCAUGCACCAGGAGAGCCCGGUCUCAAAGAACCCCUUCCUCCUGGACCUCGACAAGCUGGAGACUGGGGGGCUUUUGGCCCAGGUUGACUACAGUGACCAGGCCAAUUCCUCAGGAGCUUUUGGCGCGGGUAGCGUGAACCGGCAGCUGGAGCGAGUGGCUAAGAGCUACGCGCUGGAGGGCAGUGUCCGGGUGUGGUCAGACUUCCUGCGGAUACACCUCCAUCCUCGCACGGUCUCCGUCAUCCACCAGUAUAACCACGGCGGGGAGACCCACCGCCUGGAGGCCUUCGGCCAGGGGGAGCCCCUGCUGCAGGGCCCGGUUCUGGAGGACUUGGAGGACCGGCUGCACUUCUUCAUAGAGGAGUGUGACAACCUGCAGGGCUUCCAGGUGCUCUGCGACCUGACCAACGGCUUCUCCGGCCUGGGGUCAAAGGUCACGGAGCUGCUCCAGGACUCGUACGGAGGAAAGGGCAUCCUCACCUGGGGAAUGGUCCCCGUCACCCAUCCUGACACGACCCCGAUGAAGGACAUCUACCACGUGAUCAACACGGCGCUGGGCAUGGUGCACAUGGCCAACAACAGCUCCUUCUUCUGCCCCCUGACCCUGAGGGGGGGGCUUGGCAGGCGCCCGGGCCCCCCCGUGGCCUUCCCCCACCUCACCUACGACCCCUCCCUGUGGUACCACUCCAGCUCGGUCCUGGCGCUGGCCCUGGACGCCCUGACCGCGCCCUGCCGCCUCCGCCAGAACGGCGUCCCGGUGGGCCAGAUGGCGGACCUGCUGACCGGCUCUGGGAGAAAGGUGGUGGCUGCAUACGGCGCUGUUCCCUUACCCAUGAUGCAAGGCGCCACGCUGCCCGACGCCCUGAGUAGCUGCGCCGAUGCGUUGCCGUGGAGACCCUUAUCGUCGUGCCCGGACGGCGGUGGCGGUCAGUGUUUUGCUCAGCUGCUGACACUGAGGGGCCUGGACGAACAACGCCUUGUCAGCCGUGCGCUCAAUGGGCCACAAGCCCCCAACGCUUUACACGGGCUGAAAAGUGGGGAGGACGUACUGGCCUCCUACAUGGCCUCCUUCUACCCUACCGGUGAUCUGGCCAUGCACCUGCUCUCCAGCCCCAGCCUGUUGACCCCGCCCUUCCCCCAGGUCUUCAGCUCAGACCUGGGGGAACAGGGCUGUCUGCAGAGCCGCUGCCUGGCCCCCGGCGCCGUGCCCCCCAUCGUCUCCUCCGUGCCCGUCCUCUCCUGCCUCCAGUCCGGCCCGGCCCUGGGCCCCUGGCUGGCCGAGCUCCACCGCGCCGUGGGGGCCCUGAACAUCCGCCGCCUGGCCCCCAGCUUCCUCUCCCAGGGGCCCGAGCUGUCCGAGUACGAGGAGGCUCUCGAGCAGCUGCGCCUGCUGGCCCGCUGUUACCGUGACGACAACCGGGGCGCCGCCCACUUCUCCUCCGAGGACAGCAACGACGACAGCGACGACUGACGACGGCGGCGGCGGCGGUCGCUCUGCAACCACGCGAGGGACCCUGACGACGGGCCCCGCGGCAACAGAUUGAUGAGGUCAUCGCGGCGGUCGUGAGGUCGACGUCGUCGUCAUCGUAGCGCGAGUGACGACGUCGUCCGAACGUGGACGAUGACAUCGUUAUACGGGGGGGACGAUGAGGUCACACAGUGGAGGACGAUGAUUAGGAUGAGGAUGAUGUCAUCAUAAGGUGAAUGGUCAUCAGUACUUAACUGUUUCGCUGUUGCAUGCCGCCUCCUAAUGGCUGUGAGUUAACAGAAGAGUAUCAGACGCAAAAGAAGACUGUUUGAAAAUAUAGGAACAAUGCAUAAAAGUUGGAGCUUUACUUGUAAACGGAACAACAUUAAUCACAUCUAGGUAGUAAAGACUCUGUAAGGAUUUCGAGUUCAUGGUAAAGUAGUAAAUAAGAGGGAUUGAUCGCACAUAAGGAUGAAGAAUGAAUGGUUGUUACUGACUAAUUAAAUGUGUUUUAUACUACCGGUUA
Molecule: messenger RNA, 2413 nt
Organism: Gadus macrocephalus (Pacific cod)
Lineage: Eukaryota; Metazoa; Chordata; Actinopteri; Gadiformes; Gadidae
Gene: msto1
Product: misato mitochondrial distribution and morphology regulator 1
Exons: 14
Coding region: 133-1890 (585 amino acids)
Biological process (GO): mitochondrion distribution
Cellular component (GO): cytoplasm
Source: RefSeq, a predicted model, not a curated record